This is a messenger RNA of Galdieria sulphuraria, 1270 nucleotides long. RefSeq lists its product as uncharacterized. NCBI's taxonomy places the organism in Eukaryota, Rhodophyta, Bangiophyceae, Galdieriales, Galdieriaceae. The record is from RefSeq and is a predicted model, not a curated record. The transcript is spliced from 2 exons. Bases 61 to 1224 code for a protein of 387 amino acids.
CUUGUUGGGUUUGUCACAUUCCCAAGUGGCAUUCAACGGCAAACUCUUUCUUGAAAACAGAUGAAACAACAACGUGAGCUCGACGACCAAAUAGACACUUUAGAUAUUUCUUCGACUAUAAAAAAGUGUUUAAAACGAAUAGAUGUUGAUUCGAAGAGAACUUUUUUGAAGGAUGAUGCAUUUCUUCUCAAACAAAUAGUUCGACUGGAUACCAAAGAUACUUUGAGGAUAAUAGAAGCUUUCUCUUCCAAAGAGAUAAAGAACCCCACUGCCUAUAUUCUCAAAGCAGUGAAGACAGCUUUCAAGGAUUAUUUCUUCCAUUGGAACCUUUCUUCUAGGGUUGCCGAAGCUAUCGAACACUUUCCUCCUUCAGGAUAUUUGAUAUUCGACAUUGAUACCAUUUAUCAAUUAUCUAAACUGUCUGAAAAGGAAGGAUUAGGCUUUAUUUCUUUUAUAGAACGACGAAUUCGCUUUCCCUCGUCCUUUGACGGAUUAGAAAGGCUCCGAACUUUUAUUGAUGACUAUUUGAGAGCUCUUAGACACUCCGAUCCAAUCCCCAAAAUUCCUUCUGAGUUCGAAUAUACGGAAGAGAAUAAAGUACCUGUUAAGAGAAAACAUGUGCAUCAUUCGGAGUAUUCUCUACAAGAAAAGGAUGAAGAAAUGGUUACUAAAGAAACAGAAGAGUUGAAAGGACGUGUAAAACGAUUAAAGGAGCGCAUCUUAAGUGGAGUGUUCAAAAUAGACGAAGCGACGUUGGAUAUGGAUCAGAUAGCAGCAGAAAUGGAAACGGAACGUGCAAGACAUUUACAAAAGACCAAUCAUAUCUCUUGGAAAGUACAUAUUGUGUAUGAUGAAUUGUCUUUAUCUUUCCAUUCCAUUGGUCGCUUAGUAUGUAGACCUUCUGUAUUACCUUCUAUGCCGGAAGAGAUAAGAUUGGAUUCUUUGAUUGCAGUUUCAGAGAUGGAAUCCCAAUUUCCAUCUUAUCCUUGUAUUUGGCUCAUUGUGCCACGUGAAGAUCCUUUGGAACAUUUUCGGACCAUUCAAAGAAGGUUACAAGUCACUCAAAGUGUAGCCAUUGCAAGAUAUCAACUCAUGGGUCGAUGGUUUACUUUAUUUGUUACUUGUUAUUCCUCUCGAAUCGAACAUUUAUUACCCAAACAAAGAGAAACAUUUCUAUCAAAAGGUGAUAUGUUGGUCUUUGUUUGUUGGUCUCCAACUGGAUAAGAUCGAAGUGUUUCAUAACAACUCUUAGAUGUGCAUAUGAUGAUGA